Molecule: messenger RNA, 552 nt
Organism: Ramularia collo-cygni
Lineage: Eukaryota; Fungi; Ascomycota; Dothideomycetes; Mycosphaerellales; Mycosphaerellaceae
Exons: 4
Coding region: 1-552 (183 amino acids)
Molecular function (GO): fatty acyl-CoA hydrolase activity
Source: RefSeq, a predicted model, not a curated record
AUGCCUGUAAACCAUGAUGAACUGCCUCCGGGCGUGUUCUUUCGACUGGACAUAGCGGACCCGAAAAAGCGCGUGGAAGCAUAUAUCGAGGAAUACAACGCUGAUCAUCCUCAAAUCGAGAAGAGCAAGCCUCCAUCAUUUGACUCUAUAAUCAUGACCAACAAUGUCCGUGUACAUUCUGUAUCAACCGGGCCCCCUUUGGUCGUUAUAUUAGUUCUGGAUAUCCGACCUGAGUUGUGCUCCCGAACAGGAAAUCUGCACGGAGGGGCCGCAGCACUAAUAUUCGAUAUGACAACCUCCAUGUCGGUUGCGCCUCUGGCGAAGGAGCCUCCGGGAUGGCACUUCGGUGGAGUCUCUCGCAAUCUCAACGUGAGUUACUUGCGUCCUGUGCCAUGUGGUAUAAAGGUGCACGUCGUAUGCGAAGUUUCCAACCUAGGCAAAAACCUUGCGACCAUUACUGCCAGAAUGCAGACCGAAGAUGGAAAGCUCCUUUGCAUGGCUCAGCAUGAUAAGGUAUGGGUCGAUAUUGCGGCCAGGACCAACAAAAUGUAA